CACCCCUAUUCUUCCUUCUCAACACCACAACACAAAACCUCCACCUUUGUUUCCCUGAUCACUCUCUCACAACACCAUGGCCUCCCCAACACUAAUAACCCCCAAAUCAGUCAAAUCACUCUCACCCAUCAAGCCCAAAGCCACCACCAUCACCAUCGCCGCCACUCUCACACCAUCCACCACCACCCACCCUCGCCGCCGGGAAUUGUUGUCCAUCAUCACCACCACAUGGUUGCUCCCUCUGAGCCCGGCACUGGCAUCCUCGGACGAGGAAUACGUGAAGGAGACAGAGGAAGUGAUCAACAAAGUGAGGACGACAAUCGUGAUGGACAAGAAUGACCCCAACGUGGCAACCGCGGUAGCGGAGUUGAGAGAAACCUCGAACUCCUGGGUGGCAAAGUACAGGAGGGAGAAAGCGCUUCUUGGACGCGCUUCCUUUAGGGACAUAUAUUCCGCGCUCAACGCUGUGUCGGGACACUACAUUAGCUUCGGACCAACCGCUCCCAUUCCCGCCAAACGAAGGGCAAGGAUCUUGGAGGAGGUCGACACUGCUGAAAAGGCGCUUCUAAGGGGAAGAUGAUUGAGGGGGAAAAAAGGGUUUUUUUUUUUCUUUGUAAUGUAUCAAACUGAAGUUACUGUAAGAGGCUCUCGCUUUCUCCGUUUAUUCGGAGGGGAAGAGAUACAUGUAUGCAGUCAUAGAGUCAUAAAGAAAUAUGGAGGCAUUUUCCGUUGAUGACAUGAUGGAGGCAGUUUUAUUACUAAAUUCAAUCGAUCACAACUAUGCUCAUUAUCUGCUUUCCUUUU
Molecule: messenger RNA, 804 nt
Organism: Glycine soja
Lineage: Eukaryota; Viridiplantae; Streptophyta; Magnoliopsida; Fabales; Fabaceae
Product: photosystem II repair protein PSB27-H1, chloroplastic-like
Exons: 1
Coding region: 77-580 (167 amino acids)
Biological process (GO): photosystem II repair; photosystem II assembly
Cellular component (GO): chloroplast thylakoid lumen; photosystem II
Source: RefSeq, a predicted model, not a curated record